This is a messenger RNA of Symbiodinium natans, 1218 nucleotides long. The record is from the annotation of a GenBank genome assembly. Lineage: Eukaryota; Dinophyceae; Suessiales; Symbiodiniaceae.
AUGAGCUCUCAGGCAGUGGCUGGCCCGCACCACAUCAAUCGCAGCUCAGAUGCAGCUCCGACAGCCGACAGGGCGUGUCUAGUGGACCUGAUCCUGAACGCUGUAGCUCUGAAUGGCAUUUUGGAUAUCGACGAGUUCCUUUUCGAGGCGAUGGUGCCCACAAAGAUUCAACUCGCGAUCCAGAAGCUUCAGCCAAUUCAGCUGAUCUACGGGCGAGGGAAGAGCCAGGUAGAAUCAGCUUUCAACUUCUCCGCAUUGCUUCUGAUGCUGCUGGUACCAUACCUCGUUCUGGUGCUACCCCUUACGCAGCGAAUGCUGGAGGUGAAGAGGGAGAUGUGCUUUGGCAUUCAGAACUUCGUCGUCGCUUACAAUUCCGAUGUUGGAAUGGCUUACGGACUCAUCACGGCCGAGAAACGGAACCAAAGCAAUCCAACGUUGGCCGAGGUGGCCGUGGACAACUACAAGUUCAAACUGGAUGGGCCUUGGAAGCAGGUGGACGAUGAACUCCCUCCUUCACCUGACUACAUGCAGAUUGGCUUGUACACCCAGGAGUUCGAGUUCGGCCGGAUCCGGAAAAUGGCUGAGGAGGCGCAGUACUUCCCAGUGUGCUGGGAGAAAGACGUUGAGCCGGAUGGGUCAGAGAACGCCUCCAUCUUGUCUGCUUUUGCGCACAGCCGAAUGAAGGCCGCCGCCUUCAAUCUCGGCAUCACCGCCACCACGUGCGCAGAGCUGAGCUACGACUGCUACACCCCGGAGGCGCGCAUGGUCCGGCUCAUGUGUGGGCAGACGUGUGGCUGCACGGAUCCGAUGUCGUCUCCCUGGUACAAGCAAAGAGCAGAGGGCUGCGCUGAGAUGUGUCUCUCGGAGCGGCAUCAGCUCAUGAAGGCAUUGCCUUGUCAAGAUUUUCCCCAAGCCGGUGCGCAAGCGAGCUGGAAUCACUUCUGGGACAAUUACCAGCUGGCCAUAACCGCAUACUUUGGGCAGGAUCGGAUUCAGUACGCCAGCCCGGGCUUUGCUACAGCAGCGUCUAUCCAAGCGGGCGGCUGCGAUCAGCUGCGACUCCAUCGAACUGACUCGAUCACAGGCGAGGUCUGGUGUUUGGGUGCCGCAGACUUGUUCGGCCCGCUUGCCUACCUCUGCCCAGAAUCCUGUGGCUGCCGAAAUGUGACCAGUGGGUCCCCAAUGGCGUAUUAUUGCCCGAACAGCUGCCUUGCUUAG